Messenger RNA from Oryzias melastigma (Indian medaka), 2001 nucleotides. It is a transcript of the gene msantd4, whose product is annotated as Myb/SANT-like DNA-binding domain containing 4 with coiled-coils. The transcript is spliced from 6 exons. NCBI's taxonomy places the organism in Eukaryota, Metazoa, Chordata, Actinopteri, Beloniformes, Adrianichthyidae. The coding region runs from base 450 to 1646 and encodes 398 amino acids. The record is from RefSeq and is a predicted model, not a curated record.
GUAUCUACAUCGAAUGUAAAGCUUCAUUCUACCAAUAGUUCCGCACUGUCAACAAUUUUCGACGGAUCAUGAAAGCACCAGAGAAAUUGUAUUUCAACGAUGUUGUGAAUGCGGUCCAUUUGUGCGUGAGGAGGAUGACAACACCCUGUAUGACUCGACUCACCUGGCUGCUUCUGGUUUCAUGAAAUAAGGCAUUGAAUCCCCUGCAAGUCCUGAGACUAUAGCUGCUUCAAAUAAGAGCCCCAUCGAGUCAUGAAAAAGAACUAUUCACGCGGACUGAGAGCAAGGAAAGUCUCAGAUGCUGCUCUCUUCCAGCCUACCUGCUGGGAUCUCUGCUCUCAACACGUUUCUGUGCAGUAGAAGCCUCCUUUCCUUUAACAGCUGGAAUCUUUCCAUAAGGAAGCCAAAAAACUUCACACUGUCUACCCAAAUCCUUUGUGGAGGGGAAGAUGCCGCAUCUGAAGAGGAAGAGGAAGAGCAACUACAGCGUGAGGGAAACACAGACUCUCAUCAGCGAGAUCCACAAGAGGAGAGAGGUGCUGUUCUCCAGACAGCAGAACACAGCAGUCAAUGAACUGAAGAGGCGGGCAUGGGAGGAAGUGGCGCAGUGUGUGACCUCGCUGGGGGAGGGGGAGAUCCGCACGGCUGCUGAGGUGAAGCGUCGUUACCUGGACUGGCGUGCACUGAUGAAGAAAAAAAGGCUAAAGACGGAGAUCUCGCUGUCUUCCUCCUCCCCGUCUCUGACGAUAAAGACGGAAUAUGACCAGUCGUCCCCGGAGCUGGAAGCCACCUCUCUGGGUUCUGGCUGUGAUCAGCUGCUGGACCUGUCAGGCUUCCCCAAAGACUGGCCGGAGCUGGAGACCCUGGGCGAGCAGAGUGAGAUGACCCCUCUGGACGUGAAGAUGGAAGAGGACAUCAGUGAAAGCAGACUGGACGGGGGCGUCGACGAUGAAGAUGACUUCCCUCCUUUCUUCGGCUGCAUUGAGUCCCGUCCAGAGGGUCACGCCGGUGAUACCUACACCUACAGUGAGUUGGGCUCCUCCAAGGAUCAGACGUCCACCGCCAGCAGGGAGGUGCUGCUCGACGGAGGCCCGAUGGAGAAGCCGUCUGGGAAUGGUUUUGGGCAUCCCGACAGCAUGCGAGCGGGGAUUCUCCUCGCUGUGGAGAAACAACGCUUGGAGUUGGAGAAGCAGCGGCUGGCAAUAGAGGCCGAACGCCUUUCUGUGGAGAAAGAGCGUCUAGCAGUGGAGAGGGACAGACUCCACCAGGUGGAGGUGGAGAGAGAGCGCCUCCACCUGGAGAGGGAGAGGUUACAGGUGGAGCGAGAUCGGCUGAGGCUUCUGCUCGUUGGCCAAUCGGAGCAGAUCGACUCUUCUUUCAACUUCUCCCAGCAAGGCCCACCAUCCUCUUCCUCAUCUUUAUCUUCUUGUAGCAACAGGCAGGGGGUGAAGGGAAGCAAAGGGUGGAUGUCAGUGGUGGAUCUGGAGACGGAGAAGAUCAACCUGGAGAAGGAGAGGCUUAAUCUGGAAAAGGAAAGGCUGCAGUUCUUUAAGUUUGAGAGCGGGAGACUGCAGAUCGAACGAGAGCGUCUGCAGGUAGAAAAAGAGAGGAUGCAGCUGCAAGACGGUCAUUCAGUAAAAGGCUGAUUUGAACAAAACGAGGACGACUACGUGACGUCAUCCUAACAUCUUCAUCAGCAGAAAAAAGAUUCAGGAUGUGGAUCCUCUGAAUUUGGAGAUCAUGCAUGUUUAUGAUAAAACAUGUCUUCUGAUAAAGAAGGAGAUAUAAUUGGUCCAACAAUAAAAAAGAGAGCAAAACUUAAAAAAAAGAUUUAAAAAAAACUUUUUAAGUAGAAAUAGAAAAAAGUACUUGACUAGUGUGACAAAUUCUCAGCAGUUAAGCGAUAAUUCAAAGACCCCGUUUAAUGAAAAUUGUGUUUUUAACAUGUUCUUGUGGCAGUUUUUGAUGAUAAAGUAAAAAUAAAGAAAAUUAGGCUUAAAA